Messenger RNA from Dentiscutata erythropus, 1012 nucleotides. Lineage: Eukaryota; Fungi; Glomeromycota; Glomeromycetes; Diversisporales; Gigasporaceae. The record is from the annotation of a GenBank genome assembly.
AUGUUCGGUAGCUCAAAUCAAAGCACUUUUGGAAGUGCAGGAACAAGUGGCUUUGGACAGCCAGCCCAAACACCUUCAUUAUUUGGAGCUAACACACAGACACCUGCUUUUGGCGGCUUUGGAGCAGGAACGUCGACUUCUACAGGUGCGGGUGGUUUUGGAGGCUUUGGCGUUCAAAAUCAAACAGCGUCCACUUUUGGGUUCGGAGCCCCUGCAUCUAAUCCAACUGCUGGUGGCUUAUUUGGACCGCAGACAGUAUCCCCUUUCGGUGGAACGGGGACAUCAACCGCGACUCCAAGUCCACCUCCUAAUGGCACAGCGAACCCAUCUUAUACGACAACAAGCGAAAAAGAUCCGGCUGGAACGUUGAACGUUUUCCAUAGUAUCAGUGCAAUGCCUGCGUACAGGAACUUCUCUUUUGAGGAACUUCGAUUACAAGAUUACCAAUUAAAUCGAAAAUCACUUGCUACUGGAUCUAAUUUUGGUGGAAUUGGUGGAGUAACACCAUCCUUUGGGGCUACAAGUACUCCAAGUGCGUUCGGUGCUGCACCUGGCGGGGGGUUUGGUAAUGUAUCACCUGCUUUUGGUGCUAAAUCAACACAGCCCUCUCAGUCAUUUGCAUUUGGUGGUGGUACAGCGACUCCUGCUGGAGGAUUCGGUGCUCAAGUCGGCUCAUCACAAUUAUUUGGCGCACAAAAACCUUUCGGUGCUGCACCAACAGGAGGAGGGUUUGGUGGCAAUCUUUUCGGAGCAACAUCUACGCCGGCUACACCCACGUUUGGAGUAAAAACUACGACUGCAGCGCCCGCAUUUGGACAAGGCAAUGUUGGUGGAGGAUUCGGAAGUUUGACUUCUACAGGCUUUGGAUUUGGUGCCAAAACUACUACUGCGCCCAGUGGAUUUAAUAUAGCUCCUACAACGACUCCGGCUUUUGGUGGAUUUGGAGCAACGACAACAGCAUCUACUAACUUAUUUGGUGCUUCUAAACCUACAUUUGGUUUUGGUACAAGCG